AGUUUGCGGCAGAGGUUCGGAAUUCGGAUUGCAUUUCAAAGAUAUACCUCUGUCAAUUUCACUUCAUUGAUGGUUACUAAAUAAAUAAUAAUCCUUAUUUAAGAUACUUCUACUUGGUACUGUCUAAAAUAGAAUAUUAUACUUGAUGAAAGAGAGGUAUUAUUUGUUUGUGUUAUUUACAACUUUCGUUCUUUUCUCAUUACGAGUAAAUAAACAUUGAACUAUAGUAUUAGAACGAACUACGAAGUGUUCGUUUUUGCUCAUUUUUAUUACUAGUCUCUUGAGUUAGCUCUUUGAUUAACCAAACUCUUUGCGCAUUCACUUUUCCAGAAUGUGCCAAUUCUGAGGUUUGCGCAAGGUUUAUGAUAAAAAAAAAUCCUGAUUUGUCUGAAAAUUUUUGGGGCAUUUUUACCUGCUUAACCUGAUAAGCAAAACUCGACUGUUUAUACGCAAUUUAAGAUGCCAGACAGAUCACGUAAAAUUGCUGUAAUGGGGUACCAGAGUGUUGGUAAAUCAACUCUUUGUAUCCAGUUUGUGGAGGGGCACUUUGUGGACAACUAUGAUCCUACAAUUGAAAACACAUUCCAUAAAAAUCUCAGGGUACGAGGGGAAGACUACACACUGGAGCUUGUGGACACGGCUGGUCAAGACGAAUACUCUUCAUUUCCUGCCCAGUAUAGCAUGGGCAUUCAUGGCUAUGUUCUAGUCUACUCCAUCACAAAUGACAAGAGUUUCCAAGUUGUUCAAAAUCUUUAUUCCAAACUUCUGGACAUGAUUGGCAAAGUCACGGUGCCUGUUGUGCUGGUGGGCAACAAGACUGACCUGCAGAAGGAACGCGUGGUGAGCUUGGAGGAGGGUAAGCGAGUCGCUGACUCAUGGGGCGCCAUAUUCAUUGAGACCACCGCUAAAAGGAGGGAUAUUGUAAGUGACGUCUUCACAAAAGCUGUGCUAGAGAUAGAAAAGUCAGAGGGUUCACUGCCUGCAGACAAUAAAUGUUCCAUAUCCUGAAUUAUUUGAAGACUCCAAACUUUUCACUUGGUCUUCCCGAGUCUUCAGCUUAUGUACUCAACCCAAAAGUCUUCAGUUUGCAUGCACAAUCCACAACUCUUCAGUUCACGUGCCCAAUCUACAAGACUUCAGUUCACCUAUCCAGCCUUCUCCAUUGGAUCUCUGAGCUCUUAGAAGGAGCACAUGGUUCCAACUACUAAGCUGUACAUUAUAUAAGAUUCUUUGCUCACUAACAUUGCCUCAAACAAAUUGGCAAACUACGCUAAGAGAAAAUACUUAACUAAGUUCAGUACCAUAGUUCGUUAUUUUUCAAUCGUAUUUUUGUUUCAUUCAAAAUUUGGUGACCUUAGAUUGUCUACAUACAAUCUAAUUUUAUGUUGUUAAUUAAUUUUCAGAUAUUUUUACAAUAUCGAGAGGUGAAAUCAUAAUGGAAAUUCAUUCCAUGUUUGACAUCCACAAGAGUUGUUGAGUGCUGAAUAUCAAGUAUACUUAUUCAGAGAAGAACCAAUGAAAGGUUUUGCUUUCUCAUAAGUCUUUUUAGACUUUGCAAAAGCUUACACUAGAACUAUUGGUUAGAAAAAGGAAGGCAACGCUAUUGAUUAGUUCCAAAUAAUUAAUUGUAUGCUAAGUAUAGAAAACCUGUAUAUUCUCAGCGUCUUGAUAGGAUCGUUUUGGGUAAAGAUAACUGAUGAAAUCAUAAUUGUCCGGGAGAGAAAGCAAAGCUUCAUUUAUUUCCAGUGGCUAGCAUUCAUCAACUUGCGUUCCAUAUUUUUUCAAACAUCAUUGCUACCUGCGCUCUAGUUCAUUCAAUUUCAACUUCCAUGUCUUUCUUCCUUCUAUGCUCUUUUUCAAUUAUUCAGUUUCAAAUAGGAAGUCUGCCUUUGCUUCGUGUAGAUCGCUUGUAACAAUUUCCCAUAACUUGCAUAUCAAGAGUUGAUCCUGAAUAUUUUCUUGAAUUGCUAGUUUGCAAUAAUUAUUCAUCUCUAACCUCUAUUAAAUGUACUAUAUGAUGCACGGAAGAUUCUUCUUGGGAUUUGGAUUGGUUGUUGCUUAUGAUAAAAUUAAAUAAUAAUUCUCGAGCGCCACGAUAAAUUCUUCAUCAAGACUUAGUCGUUUUUGUAUUUGACUUUUUCUUAACUAACUCUGGAUGGCUGCUUUGAUGCGAGUGAGCUUGCUAUAAGCAUUUGUGAACAUGGUAGCCGUGUUUAGAUCUACUUUUUACUUGAGUCAUUUUUUCGAGCAUAUGUUCCUUUGAUGUCUUUCUUCCGAUCCUAGUUUCUACUGCAAGUCUUCCUUCCCAGUUUUGAUCUACACAAGUCUUUAUUCUAAUCCUAGUUUCCAACGCAAUCUUUUUUCCAAUCUUCGUUCCUACUGAAGUCUUUCUUCCUAUCCUAGUUUCUACUGAAGUCUUAAUUCUGAUCGUAGUUCCUAAUUUAUUAUUUUCCUGGGUGUAGUGUCUUCUUGAAUGUCUCUUUGCCACUGAUUCUUUGCAUUGUAUGUUUAUAUUUUUACCUAUGGUGGGUGAAUCUAAUGCGUGUUUAAGAAGCAAAUCUUCUUGUUUAUGUGAAAUAUUUUUUGACAAGUUUGUCAUGUUAAUUGCGUACGACAAAAUACACAACAUAUUUUAAGAAAGCAUGUUCUCUCUUUGCAAGCCGUUUCCUUUGAGUGAGGUCUCGCUUGCCAAAUAAUAUUUCAUGCUCCAGCUGAGUGGUAAAGAUAUUCUACAAGGGCCAUAACUAUGCUACUACUACUGUGCUUGGUCUGGAUGGCCUGGUUCUUAUGUUGUGUUUUUUUUUGGGUUUGAUAAUGGAAAUAAAUUUGGUAUUUAUGACAAUUUUCUUGUGGAAUAUGGGUGUUGAAAAAUUCUCUUAUUAUAUUUUAUACAGUGACAUUAUAUAUUUAUAUAAUAUGAUUUAAAUAUUGAACCCAGAGUCAUGUUAUUGGUUUGCAGUCAUGCAUCAUGUUAUGAGUCUCUCGAAUGAAGCAUAUCUGAACAGUCUAAUUAUUAUCAAUUGUGUUUCAAUGUUGCAAGAAAUGCACUUAAUUAUAUCGAUUGACUUUGCACCUCUGCUAUGAGCAAAUUAAUUUGCGCUUUGAUGUUUAAAUGUGACAAACUGAGAAUCUGUACGUUUAUUCUUUCAUAAAUAACGUCUUAUUACUUCCCACUAAAUAUAUUUCAUUCAAUAACAUUUUUGAAAUUAUGAUAAAA
This is a messenger RNA of Hyalella azteca, 3217 nucleotides long. It is a transcript of the gene Rheb, whose product is annotated as GTP-binding protein Rheb homolog. Lineage: Eukaryota; Metazoa; Arthropoda; Malacostraca; Amphipoda; Hyalellidae. The record is from RefSeq and is a predicted model, not a curated record. Gene Ontology annotation, molecular function: GDP binding; GTPase activity; GTP binding. Bases 460 to 1008 code for a protein of 182 amino acids. Gene Ontology annotation, cellular component: plasma membrane. Gene Ontology annotation, biological process: small GTPase-mediated signal transduction. The transcript is spliced from 5 exons.